UGCCCGGGCGGCGGUGGCGGCGGAGCUCGGGCGGGGGGCGGGGGGGCACGGCGGGUCCGCGGGCCCCAUGGGCGGGUGUGUGGGCUCCCACCACGACUCCUCGGGCAGCCUCAACGAGAACUCGGACGGCACCGGAGUUGCUCUUGGUCGUAAUCAGCCCUUGAAAAAAGAAAAACCGAAAUGGAAAAGUGAUUACCCCAUGACAGAUGGACAGUUGCGCAGUAAGAGAGAUGAGUUUUGGGACACAGCACCAGCUUUUGAAGGUCGCAAGGAGAUUUGGGAUGCCCUCAAGGCUGCUGCACAUGCUUUCGAAAGCAACGAUCACGAACUGGCACAAGCAAUCAUUGAUGGUGCAAACAUAACACUACCACAUGGUGCUCUUACAGAAUGUUAUGAUGAACUGGGCAACCGAUACCAGCUUCCUGUCUACUGCCUCGCCCCACCUAUCAACAUGAUAGAGGAGAAGGGUGACCUGGAGACUCUGGAUAUUCCUGAUCCCCCACCCAAUUCAGGACACGAAUGCCAGCUUCGUCUGCGCCUGUCCACAGGCAAAGACCUCAAACUCAUGGUCCGCAGCAUGGACACGGUGUACCACAUGAAGAGGCGGCUGCAUGCAGUGGAGGGAGUAGAGCCAAGCAGCCAGCGCUGGUUCUUCUCGGGCAGGCCGCUGGCAGACAAAAUGAAACUGGAGGAGCUGAAAAUCCCAAAGGACUAUGUGGUGCAAGUCAUCGUGAGCCAGCCCUUAGCAAAUCCCACCCCAGUGGAAAACUGAUUUCUGCUCAUUUAUUGAUUCUUCUUUCCUCUGUCUCUGUCAUGGGGUUUGUUUUCACUGCCCUCUCCUCUUUCAGUUUGUUCUGCUAAUGGAUUGGUUCCAAGAAAUGACCAGCAAAAAUUCCAUCUGUGAUGGAGAUCUGCAAAAACAAAAUGUAAAAAUGUAAACUGGCUUUUGGGGUUUGCCUGAUCGCAUAUUUCACACAACAGCAAGCAGCACAGGGCAAGGGCAUAGGAAGGGAACGGGAAGGGAAAAGGGAGGAGAUACAAGGAGGGAGGGAAGAGAUUGUAGUUCACUUAAUAAAAAAAUGUAAUGAUUCUCAAAACUGUAGGUGGUGUCCUGAUCCACAGAGCCAGAACAACAGUGAGCACUUUUAUUUAAAAAAAAAAAAAAAUUCAAUUUAUAAAAUUUCAUAUCAGCACCACAUACAGUUGAUGCAAGAAUCGCAGCUGCUCUGGGUAGGUCCCACGCUGCCUGUUUUCAGGGAUCUUUUCUGGUUCGACCUAACUCUCAUGCUUUGCCCCGGCACCACUGAGGCACAGUCUGUCCCCGGCACUAGAGCUGGGCUGGGAGCUCGGUCUCUAUCACAGGUGGGCAGCUCCUGGCGAUGCUCAAACCAAGCAAUUGUUACAUUCCAAGAUGACAACGCAGUCCUGUGCCAUUGCUGGCUCCCAAGCUGGGAAUGCAGCCUUCUGGAGCCUUAGGCAAUAACUUAGUCAAAGUAUACUCUCGCGAACUGUACUGUAAACUUAUUUGCUACAAGACUGACUUAGCCUGAAGUUUACUGGCUGACCAGCGUCUGGUAGGUGCCUGCUGAAAUAUUGUGUGUCACUCAGAUCGUUAAAACAAGCUUUGAGCAGGUUGGCUGAGGGGAGUGAUGUGCUGGCCUGUCCUUAAGCGUUAGGCACAUUGCCUUUGUCAGAUGGCACCAGCAUAACAGAUCCAGGUUAUACCGCAGUUACACCCGGAGGCAAUGGAUUGCAGCUUCCCCUGCUCAGUUCCUGGAGGGGAGAUGGUAAGGAGAACACAUCAGCACAUGAUUUUCAGCUUUUUGUGUGAGUGUCCUUUGAAGCAGCAGCCAGUUUUUGAGCUGUGGUGACUCUCCAGGAGAACAACUGGAGGUAUCCUCACUGACACGCACCCGCGACCCAGAGCUUGACAGUGGUAUUUCAUACCCAGUGCUUUCCAUUCAGAAUGUAUGAGCAGCCCUUUCGGCAAACGACAAAUCCUUUUGUAAUCUCAAAAAUUGGAAUCAGAGCAUAUCCGUCAGGGAAUCUAAUUGCUUGUUCCCUCAGUUAGCAGUGUUCUCUGUGUUCCUUUGGCUGCUCUGCACCCCUGGCUGGUAAUGCCUUUGGUUCAGUUCAAAUGCCCUGUUCCUCUUAAAUGUGAUUUCUAGUUUGCUUGGUUUUUUCAGCUGUCAUUGAAAUGACUUCACUUCUUCCAAAGUCGAAUGUGCUAUUCAGGUAUGAAUAGCUUAUUUUUAUUGGUUUCUGUCUUCCUUCUCUGAAUCAAUGAUCUAAAGCUACAGUUGUCACAGCUUUUUCUUGUCUGCUAGUGAAACUGGUGGGUUACACUGACAAUUUUAAACUUGUUACUUUUGCUCCUUCAUUAAUUCCAUGGAACACAGUUUCUUGGACUCAAAGGGAGUUCUUGCUCCAUGAGCAUCAGCAUAGAGCCAGAACGAGCAGAGGUCACUUGUACAACAUCACAAGCCUUUCCCAGCAGGUGGAAGCAGGCGUAGAAUUUACAUUGAUGGUUGGAAAACAGAGCCACAUUUUAUAUGCAUUUACUACCCUACCCCAAAUUAAUACAGCUUUCUGUUUGGUCCCUGUGUUGCAAUAAGCCCAUGGUUUUGUGACAGCUCCUUUAGCCCCCAUUUGGUACAGGAUGACUGAAGUGCAGUGGCAGAGCAGUGUGAAGGAAAAAUAGCUCCCUGUUCUCAAGAACACCAAAGUGACUUUGUUUUCUUUUCUCUUUUUAAAGAUGAAAUUAAAGCUGAUAAUUAGUAAUCUAUAACAAAAGGUUUCUAUUGUGGAGGUUUUUUUAAAGACAAAUACAACUUACUAUACUGGGGUUUUGCAGCCAGAUCUUUUGCGUUGCAGAGGUGGAAAAGAAAUACUUGAUGUAUUAACAACUCAAAAAUCUCUUGGAUUUUCCCUGGGCGAAGGAUGGUUUAGUGCCAGGAAGACACUACUUGUCUCGUAAGGCAUAACUUGCAUCUCUGCAUAAAUGAUCUUUACGAUGUCAUUUCCCUGCAGUCCCUUCUGGAAGGGGGGAAAUUGUCAUAGAUUAACGAGCAAUAAACCAGAGGGACAGUUCUGUACCUGAAUACUAAAACACUACUUUUUUUUCUAUAGGAUAUAUUUUGUCGAUGGGGUUUUUUUUCUGUCUUUGUUCAGGCCAUUAUCACCAUGUACUGUUUUUGAGAUUACAGCCUGUAGGGGCUGGGAGAGCUCCUUUUUUUCCCUUUCCAUCCUCUUACUUGGAAAAGGUUUGGGUUUAUUAUGCUAUAAUAGGUGACUGUGUUUUAUAUUAAUUGCUUUUAUGGCAGAGAGCAAGGUGAUCUGAAGGCUGUGUUGUGGAGAAUUGAUUCAUGAAAAUACUCUUUUUUUUUUUUUUUUUUUCCUCUUAACAACUUCCCUCCGUUCCUGUCCCUUAAGCACAUAUCUAAGACUGAAAAAAUUCAAUGAGAAAAUGUUUUUGUAUGUGGAAAUGAAGACUUUUCAACCUCUUCUGUAUAAAACAAGAGAUGUGCUAAGUGCAUACCCUGUUGGAAACAAGCGUUACAAGGUUUGUAUUAGGAAAGAGUUCUAAGUUUAAAAAAAAAUAUAUAUAUAUAUAAAAUAAUCAGUAAUGAAGGCAUACAGCAUGUUGACUAACGUAUCCCAUGUAUGUAACUAGAGGUUGCAGUAUACAUUCAGAGAACAGUCAUUUCUGUCUUCAAAAAUGCCUUUGUCCUACAAGAUGGUCUUCAGCGUAAACGCCAGUGCAGGAAACCAGGCUGAGGCUCCCGUGGGAUUCGUGGGUUCCUGGGGCAGAGCAGGGCUUCCCUGCGUGCCAGGAGGAGGGAGGGAAGGCUUGUCUCGUUGCAGAGCAGGGGAGGCAUGGCUGAAGUGAGACUAGCCACAUACUAAGCCACUGUUUAGCUGGCAGUCCUGCUGAGAAGGCAGCAUCGCUGCAGGUCUGCGGGGCAACACCAGUGGCUGCUUGUGGGGAGGAUGGAUAGAGGCACACUUUGUGUGCAUCUUUUCUUUGCAGUGUGGCUGUACAUUGAGCUUGCAGCUCAACAUUGCUGGCAGCAUGCUCUGGGCUGGGUUUUGGUGCUCCAGUUGGUGUGCCGCCUUGCACCGUGUGCUGUCUUAGAUAUAACUGAAGCAAGACAGCAAGUUUUUUAGCACAUACAGCCAUGAACUGCAAUGCCAAGUACAGGCAAGUGAGGAGUAAUAGGAUUUUUGUUUUCGUUAGACAGUUCAGCACUUUGUGUCAUUCCUAAUUAGCUCUGGCUAUGGCUAUGAACUGAUGCCAGAUAACACUUUUUACUGUGUCAGUGACAGGUCUGUUUGAUGUGAUUCAAUUUUUUAUACUUAUUGUUGCUUCUGUUUGUCCCAGAAGUAAUGAUCUAGUGAAAGUUCACACUCCUGAACAUCUUGAAAAGGCAGAAAGGCACGAAUGCGCAUACUCUGAUGGGGUGAGGGAGCACGAAAAAAGCUGCAGAUGCUGUAGGUAUGUUGCUUGGUGCGCUACAGAAGGAUGCUCAGGGUCGUCUUCCACAACCAAGUGACAGCUGCUCCUUCUGAGCACCCAGCUCCCCAAGUUUCAUUCACUACUUUGGCUCUUCGUGUAUCACAGUUUUGUGUCCUCUGCAGAAGACACAGCUUGGAAUAACUUUUUUUUAGUUUUCUGAAAGCCUUUGCUUCUCUGGAUCUGGUAAAUAUUUUGGAAUGCUAAAGUAUGCAAAUCAGCAGUGUAGUAAGUUGGAAUUUUUAAUAGAACCCCCUAAAAAACCUCACCCCAGGAGAAACCAAACCCAGCGCCUAUUUGACUUUCACAGAAAGUUCCUAAGUUGCUUUGGGGAAGAGAAGGAAGAAGGGGUUCGUUGGAGCAACAAAGCAACACAUUGAACGUGCAUAAGCUUUGGUAAAGCAGAUGUCCGUUGGAUAAAAUACUGCUGUAGUAUGCCGUGCUUCUGCAUAUACAUCCAUUGUUGGUAAAUAAUUUAAGAACUUCUGAAAAACUUAAAAAAAAAUAAAUAAUAAUCUUAGUUUGUUACAAUGGUGGGAUGCUUUUAGCCAUGGAGUUUUGAAAGCAUUUUAACCGUGUAAGUGCUGACGAAUUGAAUGCUGUACAUUUCUCCAUUUCGAACUUCUUCGGAAGCUUUAGUGGUAGCUACAUUUCUGACUCUUGAGCUAUAUUUUACAAACGCUUUUCUAUGUCACUGUAAAUACAUCAAAGACCCUGCACCUUAUGCAGAGAAUGUUUACAUUUUAAAAAAAAAAAAAUGUUUUUUGUUGGCUUUUUCACUGCGCUGCUCAGAUCCCGUCAUGCUGAAAUGAAAGUAGUCUCUGUUAGAAAAAGGGGCUUUUUUUAUUAUUAUUAUUUGCCCUUCACCACUUCCCCUGUAAUUCUGAUUCCCUCCUGGCUGAUGGCUGGCAGCUCUCGGACAGCUUGCGCUCUCCUGGAAUAGGCUGUAGAGAGAGGUGUUUUUGAAACUUGCUUUGGGUGGGGGGAUGAGCUUCGUACACUCUGCAGACUUUCUUGGAAGAAGAAAAAAUCUGCUUCAACCCCACUAGAUGUUGGUGGUCUGCCUUGCAAGGUAACUCAUCUAGGAAGGAAGCCUUUGAGUUAAACUUUCCAGCAACCGUGCUUCUUUCUUCUCCCAAAGAAGAUGAAUGUCCUGCUAUUGUAUCUGCAGCUACAAACACUUCUGUUGGUUAAUGACUGUAUAUACAAGUCUGCCUGCUCUAAGACUUUUCCUUCUCAUAAAGUGUUUUUGAUUGCUCUGUUCUGCAAAUGGCUCUCCUCUUCCAUAUUUCAUCUGCUUAAAUACUCCAUCGCCGCGUGUGUUGCUCUUGUUCAUAGGAGAUGGAGCUAUAGCUCUCCUUCUAAGGGAGAUACAUGCCACUGAGCCUACAAAAGUCAAGUAGUUGGAAGAUGAGAUAUUUUAACCAGCGGGCUUCUCACCUUGGACUUUGAGACUUACAACAAGCGUGUCCACUGGGACUCUCUAUGAAGACAUAUGUUCCUGCCCUCCAAGCAGGGCCACUUGUUGGGUAUUUAUCCGGUUAAACUCUGUAUUUGUAUAUUUUACAGAUGAAGACCAUUUGAUCAGAACCAUGGGGCAAAUAGAGAACUUAAAAUCCUGACUCCUGCCUUAAAACUUUUGGUUAAUCUUGAGCUCCAAAAAUUCUGCACCUGCUCAUUCUGAAGUUCCUUUUUUGAUAUAGGGAAUUUGAAUCCAGUCAAAGUCUGGAGACAAUUUAAGGAAAUUUAAAACAAAAUAAAUUUUAGCUGAUGGCUUUAUUAAAAUAACUAACUGGUCUUGUAUUAAAAACCCUGUUUGUGCCUCUUAAGUCCAGGGAAUGUUUAAAAAGUGGAGGUGGCUUUUGAGCAAUGAUUGAAAUGACUGCAUUAGUUGGCAAUUUGUAAGACACUUGCUUUCAUAUGCUCUGAGCAAGAGACUCCGGUUUGUGUCCUCUCUGCCUCAUGGUAAUGGCUUUCAAAGAUGGCUGGUACCAUCAAAUUUGUACUUCUUGAAUAAAUAUCUUCAUUUUUAUGGUAAAACUUUUUGUAUGCAGUUUGUUUGUGUGUGCCAUGUAAAAAACAUUACAAGGAUGCGAUGCUAGAUUUGGUACUGACACAGAAAAUACACAGCUCCAACAUGCAGUGAAACAAGGAUAAGGGGAUUCCAGUGAUGUGACCUUUUCCUUCCCUGUAACUUUUAUAAAAUCUGUUAGAAUCAAAUACACCAGCUGUGUAAAACAUGCUUUUUUUAACUUUUUCCCCUCCCUGUCUCCUUUAGUCAACGAGGAAUUCUAAGCCAAUGUGACGAUGCUGUGAACAUCAGGUAACUUUUAAAAUGCAUUCUGUAUUUUUAUCUUGUACCUCUGUUUCUUGGUUGAAAUUGCAGUAGCGUGCACAUAUUUUUCAUCAACAGCAAAGCAGUAGUAGGUUCUCUUUAGACUGUUAAAAUAUGUGGUUUGGGGUUUUUUUUUACCAUUGAGAACAAACCAUCAUGAACUUCUAUCAGAAAUGCUGUACAAAAUUUCCUGUAUUUAAAACAAAAAAGAGAAACUUCCCCCCCUCGCAUUUAAAAAAUAAA
This is a messenger RNA of Cuculus canorus (common cuckoo), 7091 nucleotides long. It is a transcript of the gene UBTD2, whose product is annotated as ubiquitin domain containing 2. Lineage: Eukaryota; Metazoa; Chordata; Aves; Cuculiformes; Cuculidae. The record is from RefSeq and is a predicted model, not a curated record. The coding region runs from base 68 to 772 and encodes 234 amino acids. The transcript has 3 exons. Gene Ontology annotation, molecular function: protein binding.